Messenger RNA from Frieseomelitta varia, 850 nucleotides. RefSeq lists its product as uncharacterized. The record is from RefSeq and is a predicted model, not a curated record. Lineage: Eukaryota; Metazoa; Arthropoda; Insecta; Hymenoptera; Apidae. The transcript has 4 exons. Bases 59 to 850 code for a protein of 263 amino acids.
AUUUAACUAUAUGACAUAUAUGAAUAUGAAACAUUUGCAUGUAUUUCAUUAAGAAGUCAUGAUUUCUUUAAAUAAGGAAGAGUACGAUUUACAUUUGAUGAAUUAUAUUAAUAAGAGUACAGAACUACAGAUUAUUAGACACAUUUUAACUACAAAAAUUAACGUCCUUCAACUGAAAAAAGAAAUACUCAAAGAAAAAUAUAAAGACUUGGAUAAUAUAAAUUACAAAGUAUGGAUUACAGAAGAUGAAUUUUGUAAUGAAAUUUGGAAUUUUUCCUUGAGACAUAAUUUUAAUUCUUUUUUCAAUCCAAAAGUAAAUAUUACAAAAGUAAAUGAACGUCACGAAUGUAAAUAUAAUACUGUAACUGAUAAAAAUUCAACUAAAAUCGAUAUAUGUGAUGAAAUAUUGAAAUUAAAAGACGAAAUUAAUAUUAUCAAUAACGAGAUAAUGCUUAUUUGUAACAAAAAUACAGAAACCGAGUUAAGACACUGCAAAUCUACUUUGGAUAAUUUAAAAUCAUUUUCGGAAGAAAUAGCGGAACUCUUAAAAUUAAUAACUACAUCAGAAAAUCUUCUCAAUACACGUAAUACUAUGACAAAUCGGAAAUUAAAUACGAAUGUGAUCGAAGGAUUUACGAGUGCAAAAAAAUUGUUCAAAAAAUUUAAUUUUCGUGAUAAUAUUUUAAUUGAAAAUAAACUGCCUUCUUCAUCUAAAAUUAUUGAGAAACCUAAAGAGCAUUAUAACACCAAACAUAUAAAAUUUGGCAGAUUUAUUAUGAAAAAACAAAGUCUUAUAUCCCUUAAAUUUGAAAAAAAAUGUAAGGAAUUCGGAAUAAGAGAAUUGAAUUAA